Molecule: messenger RNA, 825 nt
Organism: Alternaria rosae
Lineage: Eukaryota; Fungi; Ascomycota; Dothideomycetes; Pleosporales; Pleosporaceae
Exons: 2
Coding region: 139-468 (109 amino acids)
Source: RefSeq, a predicted model, not a curated record
GCCGCAUCUCCAAUCGCUCCUCAACUCCACGCGUCAAAAUGAUCUUCCAGCUCCCUCGCUUCAGCUCAUCUUAGACACUGGUUGAGAUCUUGUCUGAAACCACCGAAACUCUCAUUUAAGGUCUAUGACUGUAUUUAGAUGAACCUCGACAAUGGUUCGUCUUUUUCAUGCCUCAGGGUGCAGUCUGCUAUUUCCAAUUAUGAAGAACCUCAGGUCGCAAAUUCUGCCACUGUAUCUGUCCUAUUAGCGCCAACAGCGGCAACGAUUCUGCUCAUAGGCCCGGCCAUUAUCAGAUGCCCUUUGCUGACUUUGCCAACGAAAUCUGCGUACUUCUUCACCAGAGCGGGCUUCUUUUCUCUUGCUCUUAUUGCGCCUCUGGCAGCUUGCGCGACACACUGGGCGAGUCAGAUCAGAAGAAGCAUCCUUCAUUAUGAAGGAAUCAAUCCCCAAAAUUUCAGAUAUGCAUAACUGAUGCAAACAAGGGGGAAGAUCACGUUCCGGUGGAGACUCUCGAUUGCCUGCAUCAGCUCAAGAAGGCUUUCGAGAAAAGGAACCAGCCUAAGUAUGUUGCGGGGCUUGAGAACGUCAUACGGGAGUGUGAAGGGUGUGCUGCAAAGAAUAAAGAAGCGAGAAACGUUCGCUAUACGGUUGAGGCGUGAAACAAGGGAAGAUAAGUCGUCGAAGACAAACGCGCCUUGUUACGGCGAGCCGAUCUUCAGCAAAAUCGAGAUAUGUCGUUGUCCAGACUGAGCUUAUUUGAAUCAGAGGUUCGCUGGCGCAUGUGAUACAUACAGGACUAAUGUGAUCAAGCUGCAAACUGUUCCC